Balaenoptera musculus (blue whale) is the source of this 3549-nucleotide messenger RNA. It is a transcript of the gene KLF7, whose product is annotated as Kruppel like factor 7. The transcript has 4 exons. NCBI's taxonomy places the organism in Eukaryota, Metazoa, Chordata, Mammalia, Artiodactyla, Balaenopteridae. Gene Ontology annotation, biological process: regulation of transcription by RNA polymerase II. The coding region runs from base 479 to 1387 and encodes 302 amino acids. The record is from RefSeq and is a predicted model, not a curated record. Gene Ontology annotation, molecular function: DNA-binding transcription factor activity, RNA polymerase II-specific; RNA polymerase II cis-regulatory region sequence-specific DNA binding.
GGGUGGGGAGGGAAGGAAAGGGGGGGAGAGAAGCGAUCGCGAGAAAAAAAAAAUGCCACCUCCCAAAAUAAAGAGCAAAGAUUGCAUUAGGAGCGAACAGCGCUGCAGAAAUAGAUGGCAGCUUCGUGUCAGUGAGUUUGCAUCCCCCUUCCUGAUCCACGAGCUGGAGUGAUUAGAGCCCUGGAAGGGAAUUGUUACUCCCGUGAAGUCCCCUUUUCCUGGCAGCCGUCUGCACUGUACACGCUGGAUGCCUCUCUCCAUCCACCCCACUCAGUCUCUCCUCUCUCACCUCCUCUCUCCCUCUCUUCUGCAUUGAUUUUUUUUUUUUUUUCCUUUUUAGUUGACUGAAACAAAACAAAACAAAAGGGCCACUGGAUGUCUGCCUCCUUGGGGGGUGAGCCAGACAGACUGACAAACAAACAGACCCAACUGUGUUCGGGGGAGGGUUUCUCCUCCCGUUUUGCCCGGCAGCAGCAGCAUGGACGUGUUGGCUAGUUAUAGUAUAUUCCAGGAGCUACAACUUGUCCACGACACCGGCUACUUCUCAGCUUUGCCAUCCCUGGAGGAGACCUGGCAGCAGACAUGCCUUGAAUUGGAACGCUACCUGCAGACGGAGCCUAGGAGGAUCUCGGAGACCUUUGGGGAGGACUUGGACUGUUUCCUCCGUGCUUCUCCUCCCCCGUGCAUUGAGGAAAGUUUCCGGCGCUUAGACCCCCUGCUGCUCCCUGUGGAAGCGACCAUCUGUGAGAAGAGUUCGGCAGUGGACAUUUUGCUCUCUCGGGACAAGUUGCUAUCUGAGACCUGCCUCAGUCUCCAGCCAACCAGCUCUUCUCUAGACAGCUACACAGCCGUCAACCAGGCCCAGCUCAACGCAGUGACCUCAUUAACGCCCCCCUCGUCCCCUGAGCUCAGCCGCCAUCUGGUCAAAACCUCACAGACUCUCUCAGCCGUGGAUGGCACAGUGACGUUGAAACUGGUGGCCAAGAAGGCUGCACUCAGCUCAGUAAAGGUGGGAGGGGUGGCGACAGCAGCGGCAGCCGUGGCGGCAGCUGGGACAGUUAAGAGUGGACAGAGCGACAGUGAACAAGGAGGGGUAGGGGCUGAGGCAUGCCCCGAAAACAAGAAGAGGGUUCACCGCUGUCAGUUUAACGGGUGCCGGAAAGUUUAUACAAAAAGCUCCCACUUAAAGGCCCACCAGAGGACUCACACAGGUGAGAAGCCUUAUAAGUGCUCAUGGGAAGGGUGUGAGUGGCGUUUUGCACGAAGCGAUGAGCUCACAAGGCACUACAGGAAACACACAGGUGCAAAGCCCUUUAAAUGCAACCACUGCGACAGGUGUUUUUCCAGGUCUGACCAUCUUGCCCUCCAUAUGAAGAGACAUAUCUAAAAAACCUAAAGGCCACAGUUGCCAUGGCGCCAGCCGUUGUCUGAAGGAAAUGCCAUGAGGCAGGGGGCUGGACUUCAGGCGGGGAACCAUUGCCUCGCAGAAGAAAGUUCUCACUUAUUAAACCUCUGUGUACACACACGCACAGACACACACAGACAUGCACACACGCACUCACACAUAGACACACACACACGCACACACACACACUGUCAUGCACUCAGCUAUAUUUAAAAUAUAUACGUCUAUUCUUUAUGCCUUGCCCUAGCCAGAUGGUAGAAGACGAAGAAGAAGGAAACCAGGUGAACUCAGCAAGGCAGUCUGGCUGCUUACUUCAGCACUAUUGGAAUUAUUUCCCGCUGUUGCCAAUGGAAAUCAAAGAAAAUGGAUGUGACGUCUCUGCAGGUGGACGGCAGUAAGAGGGGCUUAUUUAACUUGCUUCUCAGUGCAACUUGAUAGGAGAAUACAACGUCUUAAAGUUGCAUACGUGUAGCACUAAUGUUUCUUUUUAAAUAGUUGGGGGAAAAUGACCUAGAAAACCAAAUUGCAGUUUGGUAGCCAAAAUUAACUCUUGGUUUAUUUGUCCUUUGUGUGUGAAAAGUCCUACUAUUCCGUGCGUCCGACUUCCUCACAGAACUGUUGAUCAGUUUUGGUUCUUCUUAGUACUAUUGAGAUCUAUCCAGUUGAUACCAACGGCCUUAGCGGCGGCAGACUCUGGAAUAACUCCUUACACCUUUCUGGCCUGCAUUUCUCUAGACUUCACUCUCCAGGGAGGAGUUUUCUUUUCUUACUUUUUGACUCUCUUGCACACCAUAUGCACUAGGGAUUCUGGAAACUUCUAGCAUGACUGCAAAGUGGCCAAGAGAAUAAAGUCCUUGAUGAUAAAUCACAGUAUAUCCCUUGAGCCUCACCUUAUUGCCAGUGCUAGAUUUUUUCUUUUUAAUCUCUGUUUUUUGCUAACGAAAACUUGAAAAGCUUAUUUGGAAGCUUAAAUGUUUUAUCUUUUCUCCAUGGACUAAACCUCUCCAGGACACUCUCUCGGCACCUGGAUGUCCAGCUCUCGAAGCAGCCAAUCAGAUGGGACAUCACACUUUUCUCAUCCCCCUUGAGGCAUCCUGACCUCAGCUUACAGUGAUCAACCCUGUGCUGUAUGUCAUUGCUACCCUAUAACCAGUUUCAGCAUAGAUGUUGCUAGUCUCAAAGGGCAGCUGCAUAUUUAACCUAACUCUGGGUUACGACCUGACAAAAAGCCAAAAAUAUCACUCUUUCCAGGAGUGGGGAGAACAGAGGAUGCCUCCCAAGUCUAGUGACUUCAGAAACCAUCACCCUUUCUUCCUCUCUCAUACCCACUGAGUCCUAUCACCCCACUUGUUAAGACACACAGUUCAAAAUGCCAUUGUGGGAAUGAAGGGUGGACAUUUAAAGAAAGGGUUGAGAUAUUUCUCUCAUGCUCUGUCUAAAAAGAGAGACAUAUUUCUGAUUUUUUUUUUUUUUUUUGGCUAGGCCCACCAUGACUUGUGACCUAGAGCACCCGGGAUCCACAGAGGCCUCACUCUUACUCUGCAAGCUGACGCCGAGGGGGUUACAUGCCUCACUUUCCAUCCCACACACACGUCCCAAUAUCGGCCUCCAUCUACCCGCAUUCUUAGCUAGCUGGCACUGGCCUCAACUCCAAAGACUGCCUUUAGGACCAUUAAAUGGCGUAUGCAAGCAAGCGGGGUGGUUUUAGGGCAGAUUGUAUAUUUUGUAUAUUCUGGGACCAUCCCUUCAAGACACGUCUAAAAAAACAAAAAUGGCAUUUGGUCCACCCAUGGUUGCUGCUCCUUCAUACCAGCUGGCUCCCCUCCUGCCCUCCUUGACUGUUUGACUCCUUGACUGUUAAAAUGCCACCCCAUACCUAUUUGGGAUGCAAAAGUGAAGUCUUUGAAAGGAAAUAAUAAUAUAAGAAACACAGAUGCAUUUAUGACAGCAACCUUCAAGAUCCUUGGCAUUUGGUUUCUCAGCUUUCUGCAAACUUUGAUUUCACUGAAAUGUUGAAACUACUCGUCUGAGGGCAAAGGAGCCUCCUUAUCACAAAUGCUGUAGCUGCCAAUUGGACACUUGGGGCAUUCUGAGGUCUGGCCCUUAACGUUUUCUUUCCCUUUUUCCUUUUUUCAAUUUAGACC